GCAAGACAGUAAGAGGCGCACGACAUUGAUUUGGCCGUCAUUGAUGCCAGUCAUUUUACACAAACUGCAGCAAGCAGCAUUUGUAUCUAUUUAUUCAAAAAUCUCAGCCUUCCCUGGAAGUUUACCAAGAUCGGCAACAAUAUACCAACAUGAAAGGAGUCUUACACCUGCUGUCCUGCGGCCGAGUCCUGGGUGUGUUCCUCUUCCUCUCAGUGUGCAUUAGCGUCGACGGAAAUGAAAGAGCAGAAAUGGGAAGCGCCACCACCAGGGCCGAUGAGUCGGCCUCCCAGACAGAUCUCAGCAGUGUGUCGGAGGCCACCAGCCUGAUGGACUCAACAACUGACCCCCAAGUCCCCAGUAGUCAGCACACCUCACCUUCCGCUGGUCCAGUGACCACCAAAAUACCUACUACUACCAGGACCACUCCGAAAACCACCAUCACCACCACCACCACUACCACCGCGGCAUCAGUAUUUACCGACAAAACAUGUGUCCCAGCAUUAAUGGUGUCUGGCGGUCUGAUCUUAGUCUGCUUUAUUUUCCUGAUGUCCACGUUGCUGCUGGCCUGGAGGGUGUGUCAUCUGAACAGACGGAUCAAGGCGCUGAGCAGCAACGACAAUAUGGUCAGCAACUGCGAGUACUACGUGGGAACUGCCAAGAAGGACAAAAGCAAGACGGAGACGGAGGCCGAGGAAACCACCCUGUUGAUGGCUGACCUACAGCAAACAGAGGGGGAGAAGAGGAAUGGGGCCGCCAAGGAAGACGGGGAGAAGGUAAACCAGGAUGGACAAAAGGAAGAAGAAAAGAAGGCGGGGGACGCCGCCCCCAGUGACGAGGCUUCAGCGGCCGAUGAAACCCCAACUGAAAACUCAACCUCCUCAAAGCCACAGGAGCAGGCGGCUGGCACAAAGUCAGCCUCUGCUGCUGCUGCUGCAUCCCCCUCUGAAGGCAAAGAAGAAGCCAAGGAUGGACCGUAGAGUUUUGCUAAAACCAAGAAGUUUUCAGAGUAGAUUCCUUCACCUUGCCUGAGCCUUGAAACUUCUUAAAUGUGAUGAAAUGUUCAGAAUUUUCCCUGAUAAAAAGAUCUAACAUGGAAUUUUUUCUUUACAGUUCUAUCCCAAAAAAAUGAUGAGAAUAAGUUUUUAUCAAACUUAAGUUUUGAAAUGUGUCAUUUGUGCUUGUAAAGUUCCCUCAAAUCCAAUUUGCUUUCGUGUGACAACUUUGUACCAGUUAGUUUUUGACUUUUUUUUUUAUGGUUUUAUAUCCUCGUGUGCUUCGAUGAUUCUUCUUGUUUGUAAAAUAUUGUUGUAACAUCCUGUAGCAUCGAGUCUGUCCUCAGUGGAAUAGGAAAGAAAGGAGCAGGAGACGCCAACGCUGACAGAUGGGUGAGUCCAGACACUGAUGGCUCCGGGACGUUAUCAGCGGCUUGUUUCCACGUUUCCAUCAAAGUGUCUGAAGACCUGAAUUUGUGAGCAAUGCAAGCACCUUGCUGUUAUAAGCCACACUGUAAAGCACUUAACGUCUGCUAAUAGGGGCAAAUUGUACUAUUUAAGUGCAGCCUUGACCGUAACUGACUUCCAAUUAAACUGUUGAAACUAUAAAAGCCGUACUGCAGACGGCCUAGGCACUACAGUGAGGUGCAGAUCGAUACCAAAAUAUUUGAAUUCUGAUCAAUUCUCAUGCUAAAUUAUUGAUAUUUACAGUGAAGUCACUGUUUUUUUUAGACAGAUAUGCUUUUUCCAUCAAAGCCUUACUCUGGUCAACUGAACUGCUUUUCCUCCUGUGUGUGAUCCGUGAUGAUAACACGGCUGUAUUAAUGCUUCACACAUGCUGCGGCUCAAGGUCCGCAUGUCAGAGGCUGUGAUGUGUUGAUGAUAGUGUUGUUUGGAGCUGAGUUAAAGUAUGUGUAUUUUUAAUAGCUUUAUUUUUAAAGAAUUAAAAAAAAAAAAAAAAUCUCUUACCACAUAACCUUCAGUUACCUUUGUGCAUCAAAAACAAUGUUGUAUUCAUCAGU
Messenger RNA from Salarias fasciatus (jewelled blenny), 2014 nucleotides. RefSeq names its product cell wall protein DAN4-like. The coding region runs from base 150 to 977 and encodes 275 amino acids. The transcript has 2 exons. The record is from RefSeq and is a predicted model, not a curated record. NCBI's taxonomy places the organism in Eukaryota, Metazoa, Chordata, Actinopteri, Blenniiformes, Blenniidae.